Messenger RNA from Glycine soja, 3028 nucleotides. Its product is annotated as AP2-like ethylene-responsive transcription factor ANT. The record is from RefSeq and is a predicted model, not a curated record. Gene Ontology annotation, biological process: regulation of DNA-templated transcription. Bases 506 to 2563 code for a protein of 685 amino acids. NCBI's taxonomy places the organism in Eukaryota, Viridiplantae, Streptophyta, Magnoliopsida, Fabales, Fabaceae. Gene Ontology annotation, molecular function: DNA-binding transcription factor activity; DNA binding. The transcript is spliced from 9 exons.
GAGUGUUGCAUAAAAGAGAAAAGGAAAGGAGGGAUAGCGUAGUAGAAUAAAGCAAAAGCGAAGGUCUUUCUCAUACACGGAUCCCCAUGGAAUGCGGGAAGGAUGCCUAGCAUUGCUUGCUGGAACACAUUCUUUUUGUUUAGUUUAAAGGAACUUGCUUUGUUUCCUUUAGAAAUGUGUCCACCGAGACACCCCUUAUAUACAUUACAUACACACCAACACACUCACAUAUAAUAGAGAGAGAGAGAGAGUUUUAUAGAUGAUGCAGUUUCUUGCAGGACCUAGAUAGAUUUUUUUACAUUGUUUGUUAGAUUUGGCCGUCAGUUUUGCAACCAAGACAAAAAUUAUUUAUUUAGCAAAAUCUAAAGGAAAAAAAAUUGGUCUAAAUGGUGGUGUGGGGAUGCUAGAUAGUGGAUAUGGUUUCCCAAUUAUUAGUUUUUGAGUAGAUAGAUAUAUUUCCCUUCUUUGGUGAAGGAGUGAGUGAGUGAUUUGUUAAGAGAGAAAAAUGAAGAGUAUGGAAAAUGAUGACACUGUUGACCUUAAUAAUCAAAACAACAACUGGUUGGGUUUCUCACUCUCUCCUCAAAUGAAUAAUAAUAAUAUAGGAGUUUCUACACACACACAACCUUCCUCUGCUGCCGCUGAAGUGGUUCCUACAAGCUUCUACCACACUACUCCACUUAGUAGCUAUGGUUUCUACUAUGGACUUGAAGCGGAAAAUGUUGGAUUGUAUUCAGCUUUGCCUAUCAUGCCCCUCAAAUCUGAUGGCUCUCUCUAUGGAAUGGAAGCUGUGAGCAGGUCACAAGCACAAGCAAUGGCUACUACUUCAACACCAAAACUGGAGAACUUCUUAGGUGGGGAAGCAAUGGGGACCCCUCAUCAUCACUAUGAAUGUAGUGCCACAGAAACAAUGCCUCUGAGCUUAGACAGUGUUUUUUACAACCAACCCUCACGCCGUGACCAAAAUAAUAACCAAACUUACCAAAACCAUGUCCAACACAUUAGCACUCAACAACAACAGCAACAAGAACUUCAAGCAUAUUACUCUACCUUGAGAAACCAUGAUAUGAUGUUAGAAGGGUCCAAGCAAAGCCAAACUUCAGAAAACAACAACAACAAUCUUCAGGUUCAAAACAUGGGUGAUGAUGCUGUUUCUGUUCCUGUUGCUGGCCUUAAGAGUUGGGGAGUGAGGAACUUCCAAGCUAGCCAUGCACAUGAGUCAAAGAUGAUUGUUCCUCAUCAUGUGGAGGAAAAUGGUGGUGAAUCAGGGUCCAUUGGAUCAAUGGCUUAUGGUGACUUGCAAUCUUUGAGCUUGUCCAUGAGUCCUAGCUCUCAGUCUAGCUGCGUCACAAGUUCACACCGUGCUUCAUCUGCUGUCAUUGAUUCUGCUGCCAUGGAUACAAAGAAGAGGGGAUCUGAAAAAGUUGACCAGAAGCAAAUUGUUCAUAGGAAGUCCAUUGACACCUUUGGACAAAGAACCUCUCAAUAUAGAGGUGUAACACGGCAUAGGUGGACUGGGAGAUAUGAAGCUCAUCUUUGGGACAACAGCUGCAAGAAAGAGGGGCAAAGCAGGAAAGGAAGACAAGUUUAUUUAGGGGGUUAUGAUAUGGAAGAAAAAGCUGCAAGAGCUUAUGAUCUAGCUGCACUCAAGUAUUGGGGACCCUCCACUCACAUAAACUUUCCUUUGGAAAAUUAUCAAAAUGAACUUGAGGAAAUGAAGAACAUGACUAGACAAGAGUAUGUUGCUCAUUUGAGAAGAAAAAGCAGUGGAUUCUCAAGAGGGGCUUCCAUGUACAGAGGAGUAACAAGGUCUCAUAGGCCAACAACCACUCACAGACACCACCAACAUGGAAGGUGGCAAGCUCGAAUUGGUAGAGUGGCUGGAAACAAAGAUCUAUAUCUUGGAACCUUCAGUACACAAGAGGAAGCAGCUGAAGCCUAUGACAUUGCUGCUAUAAAAUUCCGAGGAGGGAAUGCUGUAACCAACUUUGACAUAACAAGAUAUGAUGUUGAGAAAAUCAUGGCAAGCAGCAACCUUCUUAGCAGCGAGCUUGCUAGGCGCAACCAAGAGACGACGGACAAUGGAACUCAGUACAUUGAUCAAAAUCACAAUAAGCCUUCUGCAUAUGAGGACACUCAAGAAGCUGCUAUUCUGAUGCAUCAGAAGAGCUGUGAGACCCAAAAUGAUCAGUGGAAGAUGGUUCUCUACCAACAAUCCUCUCAGCAACUUGAGCAGAAUAUUCCACCGAGAAUUGAGAGUGACAGAACUAACCAGUCCUUCUCAGUGGCUUUGGAAAACAUGUUUCAUCAAGAAGUAGAGGAAUCAAGUAAGGUGAGAACACAUGUGUCAAAUCCUUCUUCAUUGGCCACAAGUUUGAGCAGCUCAAGAGAAUGUAGCCCUGAAAGGACAAGCUUGCCAAUGCUCUCUGGAGUGCCUUCAACUUCAUCAAAACUAUUGGCUACUAAUCCAAAUAACGUGAAUUCUUGGGACCCUUCACCCCAUUUGAGGCCAGCACUUACUUUGCCUCAAAUGCCAGUUUUUGCAGCUUGGACAGAUGCAUAGUUUCAUAGCUCAAUGGUCCUUUUAAUUUUUUGUUCACUCAAGUAAAAUUUCAAUCCUUUUUAUUGUCUUUUUUGCAUGCAUGGACAACACGAGAGGAAAGAGGUUGGUAGCUAGUAAAAUUGAGGGUCUAAAUAUUAUUAUCACUAUCAGCAAGUUUAAUUUAAACUUUCAGAUCGUUACAUUUUUAACAUUUUACUAGUAAAGAACUCCUGAAUUUUCAUUUUAAUCAUAUCCUUGUAGCCAGAUUUUGUCAAUUCAAUGAUAGAAACGGACGAGAAGGGCUAUAAAAAGGUUAUGAUUGAGAGGGUGAAAUUAUUAAGGCAAUAUGGGGGGAGACACCAUUCAAUAUUGAUCAUUAGUUCCAACAUUGCUGGUCCUCCUAAGUACAGAACCCAGCUCAGAAUGUGUCCAAAUUAAGCAGAACUGGGCCUUGAGAUAUAUAUGAAUAAUGAAUUUUAAUUUUAA